Molecule: messenger RNA, 615 nt
Organism: Staurois parvus
Lineage: Eukaryota; Metazoa; Chordata; Amphibia; Anura; Ranidae
Source: the annotation of a GenBank genome assembly
GCACCGGCCCCCGGGCGGGCAACAGGCAUCGGGCCCCCGGGCGGGGAACAGGCAUUGGGCCCCCGGGCGGGGCGACCAGAAUCGGGCCCCAGGCAUAGCGGCGGGCGCCGGGCCCCCAGGAGGGGCGACAGGCAUCGGGCCCCCAGGCGGGCAACAGGCAUCGGGCCCCCAGGGGCGGCGACAGGCGUGGGGCCCCCAGGCGGGGGCGACAGGCGUCGGACCCCCCCAGGCGGGGCGACAGGCGUCGGACCCCCAGGGGGGCAACAGGCAUCGGGCCCCCAGGCGGGGCGACAGGCUUCGGGCCCCCAGGCGGAGCGGCGGGCGCCGGGCCCCCAGGAGGGGCGACAGGAAUCGGGCCCCCAGGCGCGGAGCGGUGGGCGCCGGACCCCCAGGCGGAGCGACACGGACAGGUCUCGGGCCCAGGCGGAGCCCCCCAGGUGGGCGCCGGACCCCCAGGCGGAGCGACAGGUCUCGGGCCCUCAGGCGGAGCGGCGGGCGCCGGGACCCCCAGGUGGAGCGACAGGUCGCCGGGCCCUCAGGCGGAGCGGCGGGCGCCGGACCCCCAGGUGGAGCGACAGGUCUCGGGCCCUCAGGCGGAGCGGGCGGGUGCGACCC